CAAAUGUAUCAAUCAUACAACAUAAUAUUAAGCAAAUUUUGUAACGAAUAUGUGGUAACUUUACCGCCUAUUAUGUACAUGUUGUCGCUAUCCAAUCCCUCUAUAUAAAUCACUACCACUUCAUUUCACAAUAAUCUUAACUCAAACAUCUGUGCCACACCAACACUGGAAAGCUCUCUCUCUCACUCACACACAAACUCAUAUUAUAGCAAAGAAGAGUACUUCCCCUUUCAUGGAGUUUUUGGGUACUGGUAUUUACGUUACUUUCUUUUUAUGUACUCUUCUGCUGUAUUACUUAAUAAAAAAGGCGAAAAUCGGACAAAAACACGAGGCCAAGCUUCCUCCUGGCUCAAUGGGAUUACCAUAUUUUGGCGAGACUCUUCAGCUGUAUUCUCAAGACCCGAAUGUCCUAUUCGCAACCAAGCAAAAAAGGUACGGAGAUGUAUUCAAAACUCACAUUCUUGGCUGCCCUUGCGUGAUGCUGGCAAGUCCCGAAGCUGCUCGGUUUGUAUUAGUCACACAUGCCAGCUUGUUUAAACCUACAUACCCGAAAAGCAAAGAGAAGUUGAUCGGUCCUUCCGCGUUGUUCUUUCAUCAAGGAAAGUAUCAUGCUCGCCUCAGGAAGCUCGUACAGAAUUCUUUAUCUCCUGAGGCAAUUCGAAAAUUAAUUCCAGAUAUUGAAGUCACGGCCAUUUCUACCUUGGACACAUGCGUCAAGGCACGACUCACCAACACCUUUCAAGAGAUGAAGAAGUUCUCUUUCGAAGUUGGCAUCCUCUCUAUAUUUAGUCACUUAGACACCAGUUACAAGACUGAAUUGAAAAAAAACUACUGCAUUGUAAAUAAGGGUUAUAAUUCUUUUCCAACAAGGUUACCGGGAACAGCAUAUCAAAAGGCUACAAAGGCAAGAGACCGAAUUACUCAUAUCCUGAGUAAGAUUAUCCGAGAGAGAAGGGACAAAAGGUUGUCACAAAAGGAUCUUUUAGGUCAUCUACUCGACUUCAGAUAUGACAACGGAUCACAGACAUUAACUGAUGACCAGAUCGCGGAUAAUAUCAUCGGAGUACUUUUUGCUGCCCAGGACACAACAGCCAGUAUGAUAACUUGGAUUCUCAAGUACCUUCAUGAUGACCGUAAACUUCUUCAGGCUGUCAAGGAUGAACAAAUGUCAAUAUGUGAAUCAAAUAAUGGGGGGAAGCUGCCAUUGACGUGGGCUCACACUCGAAAUAUGCCAAUAACACUCGGGGUAAUAUUAGAGAGCUUGAGGAUGGCAAGUAUCAUAUCGUAUACCUUUAGGGAGGCAGUGGUUGAUGUGGAAUAUAAUGGAUACCUUAUACCUAAAGGCUGGAAGGUGAUGCCAUUGUUCAGGAACAUCCACCAUAAUUCUGAGUUCUUCACUGAUCCUCAAAAGUUCGAUUCAUCUAGGUUUCAGGUUGCUCCAAAACCCAAUACUUACAUGCCAUUUGGCAACGGAGUGCAUGCCUGUCCAGGAAAUGAACUUGCGAAGCUGGAGAUCCUAAUUUUGAUCCACCAUCUGGUUACCAAAUAUAGGUGGGAUGUGGUUGAUUCCAGCGAUAUGAUUCAGUAUUGCCCAUUUCCAGUCCCUCUGCAUGGACUGCCUGCUAGAUUUCGGAAAGAUCAAACACAAAGUGUUGCUAUAACACCAUCCAACACUUCAUAAAAUCAAUUAUGAGUGUAAUGAGCUAGAGCUUGAGUGUGGCCUCCCUAGUUUCUUCUCCAAAAAUCAAUUAAUUCUUCCACUAUUACAAUAUAAUUCUAGCUACUUGUACUACAUAUUGGAAUAUUAAUUCAUAUUAAUUUAUCUCACUUGAUCAAUAAAUAAAUAAUGAAUUCCCACGCAAGCACAUUUUUA
Daucus carota subsp. sativus is the source of this 1873-nucleotide messenger RNA. RefSeq names its product abscisic acid 8'-hydroxylase 4. Bases 233 to 1681 code for a protein of 482 amino acids. The record is from RefSeq and is a predicted model, not a curated record. The transcript is spliced from 9 exons. Lineage: Eukaryota; Viridiplantae; Streptophyta; Magnoliopsida; Apiales; Apiaceae. Gene Ontology annotation, biological process: sterol metabolic process. Gene Ontology annotation, molecular function: heme binding; (+)-abscisic acid 8'-hydroxylase activity; iron ion binding.